Molecule: messenger RNA, 2216 nt
Organism: Drosophila albomicans
Lineage: Eukaryota; Metazoa; Arthropoda; Insecta; Diptera; Drosophilidae
Gene: oc
Product: homeotic protein ocelliless
Exons: 4
Coding region: 396-2066 (556 amino acids)
Biological process (GO): regulation of transcription by RNA polymerase II
Cellular component (GO): nucleus
Molecular function (GO): RNA polymerase II cis-regulatory region sequence-specific DNA binding; DNA-binding transcription factor activity, RNA polymerase II-specific
Source: RefSeq, a predicted model, not a curated record
UCAAAAAUAUUUCGUAAAUUACUAAUACAAUUUUUAUUUGAUCGCAAACAAAUUCAUUAUUUUUAUUAUAACCAUCAGUCCAAUGUUGAAUUUCCUUGAAUGAUAGAUAAAUAGCAUAGAUAUCAAUGGACAGAUGGAUAGAAUAUUAAUGUGACGUCUUUUAAUUUGAAGACAAAUGGACAAAUGGACAAAUGAAUUGGAAAGUGAAAACAUCCUUAUUAAAAAGAAACACCAACAAAAAAGAACAAACAAAAGGAAAUCUCAGCGGCACACUGAGCAACUGAGUGAGUAAGAAAGUGAGAGAAGAGUGAGAGAAGAGAAGAGAGAAGAAGAAGGAUCAUCGCGAGGACAUCAUAAACAGCUUCAACGUGGCGCUGCACUCAACGGAAGCUCUGAUGGCGGCGGGCUUUCUCAAAUCUGGCGAUUUGGGCCCACAUCCGCACAGCUAUGGCGGACCACAUCCGCAUCACUCGGUGCCGCACGGUCCGCUGCCGCCGGGCAUGCCGAUGCCAUCGUUGGGUCCCUUCGGCCUGCCACACGGACUGGAGGCUGUUGGGUUCUCCCAAGGUAUGUGGGGCGUCAACACGAGAAAACAGCGACGCGAAAGAACAACAUUCACACGCGCCCAGCUCGAUGUGCUGGAAGCGCUUUUUGGCAAGACACGUUACCCGGACAUCUUUAUGCGCGAGGAAGUCGCUCUGAAGAUCAAUCUGCCCGAAUCGAGAGUACAGGUUUGGUUCAAGAAUCGACGGGCCAAGUGUCGCCAGCAGUUGCAACAGCAGCAGCAAUCGAACAGUUUGAGCAGCUCUAAGAACGCCAGCGGCAGCAGCGGCAGUUGCAGCAGUUCCGCUAACGGUGGCCGCAACAACAACAGCAACAACAGCAACAGCAACAACAACAGUGCCAGCAACAACAACAACAACAGUUCGAGCAGCAGCAACAACAGCAGUAGCAACAAAUCAAGCCAGAAACAAAGCCAAAGCAGCUCGAGUGGCAACUCAAGUGGCAGCUCAGCGGCGGUUGCUGCCAGUGCAGCAGCUGUUGCGGCAGCGCAAUCGAUUAAAUCACAUCACAGUUCCUUCCUCAAUGCCUCCAACAACAACAACAACAACAACGGUGGCAACAACAACAACAACAAUGGCAGCUCAACAACCAGCAGCAGCAGCGGCAGCCACGGAGGCGGCGGCGGCGGUGGCGGUGGUGGAGGCGGUGGUGGCGGUGGUGCAGCUGGCAAUCCACAUGCCCACAUCUCAGCCGCUGCAGCGGCGGCAGCGCUCAAUGUGACGGCGGCGCAUCAGAACUCAUCGCCAUUGCUGCCAACGCCGGCGACAUCCGUCAGUCCGGUGAGCAUUGUGUGCAAGAAGGAGCAUCUAAGCGGCGGCUACGGAGGUGUGGGUGGAGGCGUCGGCGUUGUGGGCGUGGGCGUGGGAGUUGGUGGCAACGGUGUCGGAGGUGUUGGCGUCGGCGGCGGUGUUGUCGGUGUCGGUGGUCUGGUCGGUGUUGGUGGCGUCUCCGGCGAUGCAUUGCGUUCGCCGUACGACACAUUGAAGGAUGCCGGCGGCGAUAUUGGCGCUGGGGCGCAUCAUCAUCACAGCAUCUAUGGAACGGCGGCGGCGAGCAAUCCGCGUCUGUUGCAGCCGGGCGGCAACAUUACGCCGAUGGACAGCAGCAGUAGCAUUACCACGCCCUCUCCGCCCAUCACACCAAUGUCACCGCAAUCGGCAGCAGCAGCCGCCCAUGCCGCCCAAUCGGCCCAAUCGGCAUCGGCCCACCAUUCGGCCCACUCGGCGUACAUGUCAGCGAAUCACGAUUCCUACAACUUCUGGCACAAUCAGUAUCAACAGUAUCCCAACAACUAUGCCCAGGCGCCCAGCUAUUACUCGCAAAUGGAGUACUUUAGCAAUCAGAAUCAGGUCAACUACAACAUGGGACAUUCGGGUUAUACUGCCUCGAAUUUCGGCCUCUCGCCGUCGCCAUCGUUCACGGGCACCGUCUCCGCGCAGGCCUUCUCCCAGAACAGUCUCGAUUACAUGUCGCCGCAGGAUAAGUAUGCGAAUAUGGUGUAGAAUCUGCUGUUCCAGUACUGCAGCAGCUCUGGCGGCAGCGGCGGCAGCAGCGCCAGCAGCGGUCGCUCGCCACAGCCGCAGCAGCAACAUCAACAACAGCAGCCACAUCAACAGCAGCAGCAGCAGCAACAUCAACAACAACAGCAGCAG